Miniopterus natalensis is the source of this 3499-nucleotide messenger RNA. It is a transcript of the gene ADAM17, whose product is annotated as ADAM metallopeptidase domain 17. Gene Ontology annotation, cellular component: plasma membrane. Gene Ontology annotation, molecular function: metalloendopeptidase activity. Gene Ontology annotation, biological process: membrane protein ectodomain proteolysis; Notch signaling pathway. The record is from RefSeq and is a predicted model, not a curated record. NCBI's taxonomy places the organism in Eukaryota, Metazoa, Chordata, Mammalia, Chiroptera, Miniopteridae.
GGAAGUGGGCUAAGCCGGCGCCUCGGAGCGCUGCCCGCACUUCCGGAGCCCGGAGCCCGGCUCCAGUCUUCCUGUAGGCGGCGCGGGAGGAACGAUCGGUGUGAGGGGCCGGGCCGGGCGGAUCCCUUCCUCCCCCAAUGUGAGCGGCGCCCCGAACCCCGGUCCGGCGAGGCUGCGGAGAGACGCGGACGCGGUGGCCCGGGAACAUGAGGCAGUGCGUCCUCUUGCUGACCAGCCUGGUUCCUUUCGUGCUGGCGCCGCGACCUCCGGACCAGCCGGGCUCCCCCGAGCGACUCGAAAAGCUUGAUUCUUUGCUCUCAGACUACGAUAUCCUCUCUUUAUCCAAUAUCCAACAGCACUCGGUAAGAAAAAGAGAUCUACAGGCAUCAACACAUUUAGAAACACUAUUGACUUUUUCAGCAUUAAAAAGGCAUUUUAAAUUAUACUUGACAUCAAGUACUGAACGCUUUUCCCAAAAUUUCAAAGUUGUGGUGGUGGAUGGUAAAAACGAGAGCGAGUACAGUGUCAAGUGGCAAGACUUCUUUAGCGGACACGUGGUCGGUGAGCCUGCCUCUAGGGUUCUAGCCCAUAUAGGCGAUGAUGAUAUUACAGUAAGGAUCAACACGGAUGGGGCAGAGUAUAACAUAGAGCCACUUUGGAGACUAAUUAAUGAUACUACAGACAAAAGAAUGUUAGUUUAUAAAUCUGAAGACAUCAAGAAUGUUUCACGCUUGCAUUCUUCAAAAGUGUGUGGUUACAUAAAAGCGGAAAAUGAAGAUUUGUUUCCAGAAGGGCUGGUAGACAGAGAGCCCCCUGAUGAGCUUGUUCAUCGGGUGAGGAGAAGAGCCGACCCCAAUCCCAUGAAGAACACGUGUAAAUUACUGGUGGUGGCAGAUCAUCGCUUUUACAAGUACAUGGGCAGAGGGGAAGAGAGUACCACUACAAAUUACUUAAUAGAGCUAAUUGACAGAGUGGAUGACAUCUAUCGGAAUACUUCAUGGGACAACGCAGGUUUUAAAGGUUAUGGAAUACAGAUAGAGCAGAUUCGCAUUCUCAAGUCUCCACAAGAAGUAAAACCAGGUGAAAGGCACUAUAACAUGGCAAAAAGUUUUCCAAAUGAAGAAAAGGAUGCUUGGGAUGUGAAGAUGUUGCUUGAGCAAUUUAGCUUUGAUAUAGCUGAAGAAGCAUCUAGAGUCUGCCUAGCACAUCUUUUCACCUACCAGGAUUUUGAGAUGGGAACUCUCGGACUGGCUUACGUUGGUUCACCCAGAGCAAACAGCCACGGAGGCGUUUGUCCAAAAGCUUAUUAUAGUCCAAAUGGAAAGAAAAAUAUCUAUCUGAACAGUGGUUUGACCAGCACAAAAAAUUAUGGUAAAACCAUUCUUACAAAGGAAGCUGACCUGGUUACUACUCAUGAAUUGGGGCACAAUUUUGGAGCAGAACAUGAUCCAGAUGGUCUAGCAGAAUGUGCCCCAAAUGAGGACCAGGGAGGAAAAUUCGUGAUGUAUCCCAUAGCUGUGAGUGGAGAUCACGAGAACAAUAAGAUGUUUUCAAACUGCAGUAAGCAGUCCAUCUAUAAGACCAUUGAAAGUAAGGCCCAGGAGUGUUUCCAAGAACGCAGCAACAAAGUGUGUGGGAACUCCAGGGUGGACGAAGGAGAGGAGUGUGACCCUGGCAUCAUGUACCUGAACAAUGACACCUGCUGCCACAACAACUGCACGUUGAAGCAGGGUGUCCAGUGCAGUGAUAGGAAUAGUCCUUGCUGUAAAAACUGUCAGUUUGAGACCGCCCAGAAGAAGUGCCAAGAGGCCAUUAACGCUACUUGCAAAGGCGUGUCUUACUGCACAGGUAACAGCAGUGAGUGCCCCCCGCCCGGGAACGCCGAGGAUGACACAGUGUGCUUGGACCUGGGCAAGUGCAAAGACGGGAAGUGCGUGCCCUUCUGCGAGAGGGAGCAGCAGCUGGAGUCCUGUGCAUGCAACGAGACGGAUAACUCGUGCAAGGUGUGCUGCAGGGACGCCGAGGGCCGCUGCGUGCCCUACGUCGACGCUGAGCAGAAGAACUUGUUUUUGAGGAAAGGGAAGCCCUGUACAGUGGGGUUUUGUGACAUGAAUGGCAAAUGUGAGAAACGAGUGCAGGAUGUCAUCGAGCGAUUUUGGGACUUCAUUGAUCAGCUGAGCAUCAAUACUUUCAGGAAGUUCUUAGCAGACAACAUUGUGGGCUCUGUCCUGGUUUUCUCCUUGAUGGUUUGGAUCCCUUUGAGCAUUCUUGUUCAUUGUGUGGAUAAGAAGUUGGAUAAGCAGUAUGAGUCUCUGUCCCUGUCUCACCCCAGCAAUGUUGAAAUGCUAAGUAGCAUGGAUUCGGCAUCAGUUCGCAUCAUCAAGCCCUUUCCUGGUCCACAGACCCCAGGCCGCCUGCAGCCCCUGCAGUCCCUGCAGUCGGCCCCCGUGAUGCCGUUGGUGCCUACAGCUCCGAAACUGGACCACCAGCGAAUGGACACCAUCCAGGAAGACCCCAGCACGGACUCGCACAUGGAGGAGGACGGCUUUGAGAAGGACCCGUUCCCAAACAGCAGCACAGCCGCCAAGUCGUUUGAGGAUCUCACGGACCACCCUGUCACCAGGAGCGAGAAGGCCUCGUCCUUCAAGCUGCAGCGGCAGAAUCGCGUUGACAGCAAAGAAACAGAGUGCUAGUCUAGGGGUCGGUGCCCCGAGCUCUUCGACCUCAGUGUGCAAAGUAUUUUUAUAGAUCUGACUUAAAGUGACUCACAGAUUUUGUGAAGAUCUGGGAGAAACAAGGAAGUGACUUCCAGCAGAUGCUGGUCAUGUGUUUGGACUUCCUUCGCAUACACACUUUGUGGUUAGGCCCUUUCUGUGUGAACAGGUAAGGUGAAUCGAGCUUAUUUUGAGGCUUUCAGGUUUUAGUUGUUUUUUUUAUGUUUAAAAUGUCCUUCAACCUGUGGUGCAAAAGCAAAAAAUACAGCUGGAUUAGGUUAUAAGUAUUUACGUUUUUGUAAAUUGACCUUUUGUAUUGAUGGCAGCACUGAUGAGGCAGAUAGCAGUUUUUUCUUUCAUGAAGUGUAAUGAAAAGGAGGCUGUUAGCAGCUACUUGUGAGGACAACUGGAACACAGAAUAAUUUAUUUUUUUGCCUUCAAGUAAAGACAAAGGAAAAAACCCGAGCUGUGUAUUAUCUCCAAAUGUGGGGUCUGGUUCUAGGUGUUACCCAGAGCUUUUCCAGCAGGGAGAAUUACACAUCUAACUUCAGGAAUAAUUUGGGGUAAUGUUUCUUCAGAAUUCUAAGGUUAGUACUUUCUAGAAUUAAAACAACCUAGUUUACAGUACGUGUUAAAAUAGUAGGUAGCUGAAUUACAGAAUCCUGCCAACUGUUUAGGGCCCUAAUUUGCUGGGCAGUUUUUCUGUUUUGUAAGGAUCUUCAUGUAUCUCUAAUACUGUUGGAAUUUCUGGGACAUCAGUAGCUGAGCACUGUCCACAGCCCUGA